This is a messenger RNA of Humulus lupulus (European hop), 1356 nucleotides long. RefSeq names its product peptide deformylase 1B, chloroplastic/mitochondrial. The record is from RefSeq and is a predicted model, not a curated record. Gene Ontology annotation, biological process: peptidyl-methionine modification. The transcript has 7 exons. Lineage: Eukaryota; Viridiplantae; Streptophyta; Magnoliopsida; Rosales; Cannabaceae. Gene Ontology annotation, molecular function: peptide deformylase activity. Gene Ontology annotation, cellular component: chloroplast; mitochondrion. The coding region runs from base 136 to 966 and encodes 276 amino acids.
UAACAUUAACUACAGAGCACUACUGAAAAUUAUAAGAAACCCCCAAAAAAGCUGAGACAAAAUUCUGUUCCUCUCCAUUUAUUUUUCUAACACAGCAGAGUACCCAACCCAACCCAACCGCCAACUCUUCUAGGCAUGGCUUGUCCGGCUCGGCUCCAGCUGGUUUUCUACUCGUUCUCCUCCUACGGAAGUUGCCGGUCGAAUAUUCCCGCCAUCUUCCAAAGGUUCACCGGGUUAUCCUCAACCCGCCAGUUCGGCCGGAUUUCCGCCAUGAACCGAUUGAAACCUCCAGUUGCUCCGGUCAUUGCCCAGGCCAAACGAAGCUCUUCUCCCAAAGAAUACAAAGUUGCUACUCCUGCUGAUAUUCAAUUUGAGGCACCACUUAGAAUCGUGGAAUAUCCAGACCCCAUACUGAGAGCGAAGAACAAGCGGAUAGAAACCUUUGACGAUAAUUUGAAGACUUUAGUUAGUGAAAUGUUCGACGUAAUGUACAAAACUGAUGGUAUUGGGCUCUCAGCUCCCCAAGUUGGAAUGAAUAUUCAGCUUAUGGUGUUUAAUCCCGUGGGUGAACGUGGUGAAGGAGAAGAAAUUGUUCUUGUAAAUCCCAGAGUUAACAAAUAUUCAAAGAAAAUGGUUCUUUUUAAUGAAGGUUGCUUGUCCUUCCCAGGAAUUUAUGCCGAUGUUAGGAGGCCUGAAUCUGUAAAGAUUGAUGCACGGGACAUUAAUGGUGCAAGAUUUAUAGUCAAUCUGUCAGGUCUUCCUGCAAGGGUUUUCCAACAUGAAUACGACCAUUUAGAGGGUGUACUCUUCUUUGAUAGAAUGACUGAAGAAGUUCUUAGCAGUAUAAGUACACAAUUGAAGGCCUUAGAAAAAAAGUAUGAGGAUAGAACAGGAUUGCCAAGUCCUGAAAAGGUUGAACCCCGUCAAAUCAGGAAGGCUGCUGUUGGCUUUGGAAAAUUAUCAUGAUUUCUUUGAGACGUGAGGCAUUCACUUUUCUUUUUUGUAGGGUUUAAUGUGUUCUAGCUUCUAGGCCCUGGAAUUGUUCUGGGACAGAUGAUGCACAAUAACUGUAGCGAAUCACAUUUUUCCCCAUAAUGAUAGAGGUGAGUGCAACUUCACAUGUCUUUUGGAAGAGUAAUACUACAAAUGUCAUAGGCCGAUUACAACGAACUAUCUGAGCAGUCAAGAGGUUUGAUAUUGAGAAGAACUUCUUGAGGAGCAAGAUUUGUACUUUUUCUUGACACAUUUUUAGUGCACCAUGUCCUAAUCAUUCUAUGGAUUGUAGAAAAGUAAAACUUUAUAUCAUAUGUAGACAUUAUUUAUUAAAAGUUCCUAUGCAUGUUUACUUUCACUUGA